Molecule: messenger RNA, 5507 nt
Organism: Hippopotamus amphibius kiboko
Lineage: Eukaryota; Metazoa; Chordata; Mammalia; Artiodactyla; Hippopotamidae
Gene: MFRP
Product: membrane frizzled-related protein
Exons: 13
Coding region: 3746-5482 (578 amino acids)
Molecular function (GO): protein binding
Source: RefSeq, a predicted model, not a curated record
GGGAAGUCAAGUUCUAAUGCACAUCUAUAAUGCUGGCCCGGCAAGAGAGCAAAAGGAAAGCGCUCAGAUCAGAGGCUAAGCCUGGACAAGGACAGGUAGGAUGGGUACAGUGUACCAGGGACAAGGAAGAGGCUGGUCUGGCUGGAGCGAAGGAUUGGAGCUGGAGGGCCAGCAGAAGGCAGAGCUAGUGAGCCGGAGUCUAGAAGGUGAUAGCUAACCUCAAGCUGGCCUUGCCCCUCUAGAUUCUAAAGGCGCCACAGAGAGCCAGCCAGGCCAAGUUGCAGGCAUCCAAGUUUGCAGGAACAAAAGCAAAAACCCAGUGGAGCUUCCAGGGGUCUAGAAAUCACCUGAGCAAGAAAAGAGGUAACUUCCCUUUGCUUGUUAGUUUAAUUCAUAGUGGUCCACAGGAAAGUCCAUGCAAACGCCUCCACAGCAGCAAGAAAAGGGAGGGCUGGAGACACAGGGUCCCUGCAGGCGAGGGGAGGUGGGGAGACCCCAGGAGGAGAAGGAAGAGGCAAGAAGGCCAAGGCCCCGGGGCCUGCAAAGGAAGAAAAGGAAGCCCAAGAGGCAGCCAAGAAUGAAGCAAGCAACCUGCAGCUCCAUGGCCACAGGCCUGAAACCUCCCCGGGGCUGCCUGGCCCAGGCCUCCUCUGCACAUCUAGCCUAGAGGAGUCCGGGCCCACAGGCCCCCUCGCCCCCACUAUGCUACACGGCUUAUAGCAAGAACAUGGAAAAUGAAAAAUAAAGGAAAGGGGGAAGAAAGGAAAGGAAUAAAAAGACCAAAAGCUGAGAAUCAGGAAUCCAACAGACCCAGCUCUGAAACCCAGCGCUGCUCCUCGCCAGCUGUGCAACUCUGGCGCCUCAGGUUACAGCUGGAAGAUGGGAACAAAUACACCUCCCUGACUUUGCCUCCUGGGGCUGUUAUGAGGGGCAAAUGAGCCGAUGAGCUGAGGGGUCUAUGUUCUCGUUCUCUCGCUGUCCCUUUACCCACAUCAUUCUCCCUCCCUGACCCGGCCCCUCACCCCGCUUAACCCUUCCUCUAGACACACUUCCAUGAAGCAGCCAGUCGCAAAGGUGCCUGUGCCAGCAGAGCCAGGGGAGUCGUGGAGGAUGGCAGUGGGCACCGGCAAAGCCAGAGAGCAGCUUCCGGCCCUCCCAGCCUCCCCCUUGCCUCCUUUGCACCACCUUCCCGCAAACAGGACCCGGGUCUGACGGAGCCACUCCCUGCUUAAAACAGGUUACAACCCAGGCUCCUUAGGCCUACAGUGCUAAGUACCUCCCCCCUUUCUGGAAACUCUACCCAACCCCCAAGUUCUACCUAUUAAAAUCUUUUUCAGCUCUCUAACUUUAUUUUUUUGUAGUAGUUUUCUAUUUUUUGGCUGUGUUGGGUCUUCGUUGCUGCACGUGGGGCUUUCUCUAGUUGCAGAGAGCGGGGGCUACUCUUCACUGUGGUGCGCAGGCUUCUCUCAUUGCGGUGGCUUCUCUUGUUGUGGAACAUGGGCUCUAGGCGCAUGGGCUUCAGUAGUUGGGCACAUGGGCUUCAGUAGUUGUGGCUCGUGGGCUCUAGAACACAGGCUCAGUAAUCGUGGUGCGUGGGCUUAGCUGCUCCAUGGCAUGUGGGAUCUUCCCAGACUGGGGCUCGAACCCGUGUCCCCUGCAUUGGCAGGCAGAUUCUUAACCACUGCGCCACCAGGGAAGUCCCUCAACUCUAACUUUAGACUAAAUGCCCACCUCUUCCAAGAAGUCCCCCUGCCUAUUAUAGCUAUUCACAUUUACCAUGUUAAAAUCAGAAUGGAAAGGAAUUCAAAUAUUUUCUUAUUAAUUUUUAAAUAAAUUUUUAAAUAACAGCAAACUUUUUCAUUAAAAAAAAUUUUUUUGACCCUGCCGCACAGCAUGGGGGGUGAUUUUAGCUCCCCAACCAGGGAUGGAACCCCUGCCCCCUGCAGUGGACGCAUAGAGUCAUAACCACUGGACCACUAGGGAAGUCCCUUUUUUUAAAAAAACUACAUUUUCCAAAACAAAAAGAACAGUAAGAAGGAUAACAUUGUUUCACAUUUUUGCAAAUCCCUUUAACACCUGGUUGGAUUAUCACCUCCUGCACUUCAUGCAGCCUCUGGAAACCAUGCUGUGCACUCAAGAAGGAAGGCAAGAAAGGGAGAAGGACAAAUAACGCCUAAGUAUUAUUACGGAAAUACUUAUGACCUCCCAAACCCUCUAAAAUCAGUCCACAUCUUAGGACCUAGGAAAGGCUUGUCCCCUAGAUGAAAGCAGCCCAAGGCCCUCCAGGGGGUGAACGGAGAGGAGCUGGGUGUGGGGGGAAUGUCCCAAGUGUGAGGAGAGCUGCCUCAGGUUCGGGUUUGCAGAAUCUGUCUCCUUUGUUUCUCCUCUCCCCACUGGGUUCUUCACUUAGUUCCCCUCUGUCACCAGCUUGCCUUAGGCCAGUGUAGAGUGAAAGACGUGUGUCAGAGAAAACACGCGCUUUGGAUUUCCCCAGUCCUGGGUUCAGCUCUUGUCUCUGUAUCUUACCAGCUGUGUGACCUAGGGGAAGUUACUUAACCUCUCGGAGCCUUAGGCCAUCAUUUGUAAAAUGGUUAUGCUACCUCACAGAGUGAUUCAAGGAGAGAAACUGCACGUAGGACCGCUGGCCCAGGGCCUAAUACAAAACAGACAUUCUACAAACAGUAGCCAGAAAGGUUAUGUUGCCUCUCCACCUCCUGCCCUGUCCGACUCAGCCUGAGCACGGCUAACACAAACCAGAUUAACAGUCCCUUUCCCUUCUCCCUGAUGACAGCUGUGCCAGGCUGGGAUUUUCCAAGAGAACCUCGCUUGUGGAGAGAGAGGCACGGAGUGAUGUAGUUUGCAGUGUGUGUUUUCUAUGCUGCAGCAGCAGAAGGCACCACCUGCCGGACUCCGCAGCCCAUCUGAAGGGCCAGCGCUGACCAACCCGUCCAAAGCCUCGGGCACCUUCUCCUCCUCCUCUGCCCAUUCUCCUGCAGCCUGAGGUGACCCAGGAAGAGGCAGCCAACCCCUCAAGCUCCCUGACUCACAUCAACACAGACACAAAGCAGAGCCUACACAACCCUAUUCUGUCCAUAAUGUCUCAUCUCCUUGUCCCGGGCACCCAGGUGCUUUAAGGGACUUCCAAAGACCCGGCUUGGCUAAUGCCUCAGUCACCCCGAUGGGAAGGAGUGGUGGGCUGCUGGUUUUGUCCAGGGCCCUUAGGACUCACAGGAUUUGAAGAUGCCAAACCCUCAUUGCUGGCUUCGAAGGCUCCUUCAUGCCUGUAAAACUGCCCCACUGUCCCCUUCCUUCCCUGCACCCCUCAGAUGCUCACUCAACACCUCAGUGAGGUUAGGAAAGGGGGUGGCCAUCUCCCUGGUCACACCCCCCACAGAGCACCUAGCUUCCUCCGCGGGGUGUUCUCAGCCAUGGUCUGUGCCUUUAAGGACUGCUGUUGUGUGCCAGGGGCUCGACCUCAGCAUCCUCAGCUGAGUUGGAUUAAGGGACCAUUUCAUGCCAUUGCGAAUUCCUUCUGGCUGCUCUCCCUUCCCCCACACAGAGACAGACUAGCCAGUAGCCCCAACUAGUCUGCCCAGGGCAGUGGGAGAGCUGGUCUAGCCUGGCAGCCCUGGCUCUCAGGCAGCAGAGGCUGCCCCUUUGAGAGGUGGCUUGGGGGCAGGGAGCGGGCCCUUUGGGGUCCUGGACUGUCACAGGGAUUGGAGAAAGCCAUGCAGAGCCUAGAGCCAUGAAGGACUGCUCCGAUAUCAUCCUCUGUGUGGAGGCAACAGAGCUGAGCAAGACUGAGUUCUGCAAUCCUGCUUUCGAGCCUGAAUCAGGGCCACCUUGCCCCCCACCUGCCCUCCGGGAGGACGCCAGCUGCAGCACCCAAGCUCCCUGGCAUGGCCGGCGUCCCCGAGGGCUGCAGGCUGACUGCCACUUCUCCUGGCUGUGUGUCCUCCUGCUGGCCAGCCUCCUGCUCCUGCUGCUUGGGCUGCUAGCGGCCAUCAUCCUGGCCCAAUUGCAGGCUACACCCCCAUCCAGGACCACCUACCAUCCACUACCUUCCCGAGGCCUCACCACCAUUGCCGCCACCCCCACCACCACCUCUCAGGCAACUGGGACCCCUAAAGGGCAACCGGAGGCAGGCAUGACCCCCUCACCCCAAUCCACCUGUGGGGGCCUCCUUCCCGGCCCAGGGGGCUUCUUCAGCAGCCCCAACUACCCAGAUCCUUACCCACCCGACACCCACUGCGUGUGGCAUAUCCACGUGGCCACAGACCAUGCAAUACAGCUCAAGAUCGAAGCUCUCAGCGUGGAGAGUGUGGCCUCCUGUCUUUUUGAUCGCUUGGAAAUCUCCCCCGAGCCUGAAGGUCCCCUCCUCAGAGUGUGUGGGAGGGUGCCGCCCCCCACACUCAACACCAACGCCAGCCACCUUCGGGUGGCCUUCGUCUCCGACAGCAGCGUGGAAGGGUCUGGCUUCCGUGCCUGGUACCAGGCCGUGGCCCCUGGGCACGGGAGCUGUGCCCACGAUGAGUUCCCCUGCGACCAGCUCGUCUGCCUGCUCCCUGACUCAGUGUGUGACGGUUUUGCCAACUGUGCUGACGGCAGUGACGAGACCAACUGCAGUGCCAAGUUCUCCGGGUGUGGGGGGAACCUGACUGGGCUCCAGGGCACUUUCUCGGCUCCCAGCUACCUGCAGCAGGACCCUCACCCACAGCUUUGCACCUGGCAUAUCUCAGUGCCCUCUGGACAUGGCAUUGAACUGCUGUUCCACAACUUCAGCCUGGAAGUGCAAGACGAGUGCAAGUUUGACUACGUGGAGGUGUACGAGACCCACAACUCAGGGGCCCUCAGCCUCCUGGGCAGGUUCUGUGGAGCAGAGCCACCCCCGCGCCUCAUCUCCGCACACCACCGGCUGGCUGUGCUCUUUAGGACAGACCAUGGCAGCAGCAUCGGGGGCUUCUCAGCCACCUACCGGGCCCUCCAUGCCACAGAGAAACCCUGUGGGCCCGGUCAGUUCCCCUGCCGGGAUGGAGGGUGUAAGAGUCUGCAGUGGAUGUGCGGCACGUGGAGAGACUGCACAGAAAGCAGCAAUGACAACUGCAGCAUCCCCUUGUUCCCACCCCCAGAGGUGGCCUGUGAGCCUGUCCAGGUGGAGAUGUGCAUCGGUCUGAGCUACAACACCACGGCCUUCCCUAACAUCUGGGUGGGCAUGGCCACCCAGGAGGAGGUGGUGGAGGUCCUCAGAGGUUACAAGAGCCUGACAAGCCUGCCCUGCUACCAGAAUUUCCGGAGGCUCCUUUGCGGGCUGCUUGUGCCCCACUGCACCCCGCUAGGCAGUGUCCUUCCCCCUUGCCGCUCUGUCUGCCAGGAGGCAGAGCGCCAGUGCCAGUCUGGCCUGGCACUGCUGGGCACCCCCUGGCCCUUUAACUGCAACAGGCUGCCCGAGGCAGCUGGCCUGGAAGCUUGUGCCCAGCCCUGACCCUGAGGUGGCCCCUGCCCACUGC